ACGACAAGAUGGACUCUGAUUAGUGGACAGAGUUGUAAACUAAACUCGAAUAGUUUGUGGUAUGGAUCUGAUAGAUUUAAUAGGCGACUCUAAAACAGACAGCCUGCCAGCUGGGUUUUUACGCUCGAUCAAAAUCAAGUACAAACAAGAAUCGUCGCGAGUGUUCCCACCAGGAACUCCGUAUCAUUCCACGGACCUCACUGACAAAGCUCCUCAAGUGAAUCGUGGAGGUCAAAGAAGUGCCUCAGCUGCGAGUAACUCUUCUGCACCGAGUUUUAUGGCAUGGCAUGUUCCAUCACGACUGAUUCAGCAGCAUAAACUUGAGCAGCCCCCUCCAUGUGGGUUUGUUGCACAGAGACACAAGUUAGGGUCCAGAACAUCUGUACUGAGUGGACAGUCCCAGGGCAGUAAACAACUUCAACCACCCUCCAGGGGAAACCAUGAUUUGCCCAGACUGCAGUCUGAAGCUAACCACUUGAGAAGAAGUCCCUUGCAAAGGCAACCCACAUCAGCAGCAGCUCCAGCUUCAUUGCCAGUGGUGGGGAAAUCUUCCAAAGAGUCUGUUAGCCAAGACAAGAAUCUUCCACAAGAACUGGAAAAUGCAAGGAAGAUGGCCUUUCUAAAGGUAAAGUUCACCAGCUCAAUUAAUUAUAGAUUGCUGACAUUUUCUCACUCCUUAUCAGUGUAUUGUUUAUUUAUCUUUUUAACCAUAUUGCUUUCUUUGCAGUCAAUCAAGAAGACAAUUCAUCCUCAGUCAUUGGAGGCAGUAGAUGACUGGUUGAAAAAAGCCACUGACAAAGAGCGCCAACUGGCCUUGAAAUUUUUCAGUACUUUGUCUGGAGUUAAGGCAGACAAGAUGGACUCACUGGGCCCUAAGAUCAAUCCUGAUCACACAAAGGGAAACUGUGAGAUCUGUGACAGUGGAAGAGUUGAGGAAGCUCUUGAGGCACUGGCUAGAGAAGGCACCAUUGCAUCUUGUGGUAAGCUGCUGAACAAUCCUAAGCGAGUUCCAGACAUUACCAAACAGUCAUAUUACCAGAAAGUUCGACAGCGGCUCCCAGUUCAUGUCAGGCAGCAGUUCCAGACAUGGCACCAUCUUCCUGUUUACAAAGUACCCAGUGAUGCUGCCAUUAACAAAAGUUCCAUGUUCACACAGCCACACAAGGCCUAUGGACGGCACUUUACUAUCCAUCCAGAAUGGGGACUGCACAAGCCUAUUUUGCUGUAAACAAAUAUUUCUAGAUCAAUUGCUGUGCUUUUUAAUAGCAUUCAAACUAUGAAGUUGAAGGUUAACCAUUGAAAAUUUCUUUAUUUCAUACAAAUUGAGAUUUACACUGUGAAGUACUGUCAUUUGUAUCUCUGAUUGGACGAACGAUGUAUUUCUACAGUUGUUUGCUUCCAAAUGUGUCACUCAUUAAGAAAAAAAUCUCAGUAUGUUGGAAAUGAAAACAUCAUACCAUGGAAAGUGGUGGAGCUUGUUAAUUUUUUUUUUUGAUGCAUCGCAACUCAUGAAUAAAAAUUGUUUGUGCCCACUUUCCAUGCAGGCCUCCUUGGAAGCAUGUGCAAUCAUUCAGAGGGUUAAGAAUGUCAUGUCCUGACUUGGGAUUGGUGGAAUUAAAUCCAUAUAUUUUUUUAAGCUCUCAGAUUUCCAUCAUGAUGAUAAUUGAAAGCAGCAUCAAAUGAAACAGCAGGCUUACCCCAUGAACUUCAGAGUUAGGUUUGUUAUUGAAAUGCUCAGUAAAAAAACAGCUGUAAGGUUUUUGUUUGGAAAACAAAAUCAGUUCACAAAGUUAGUCUGCAGUAGACCUUCUGCCUUAAACCUUCUGCCUUCUGUAAACCUAUUAGUUAUGUGAUCACUUGUUGGGAGAGUAUGUUGGUGCAAUUGAAUGGUGGAUGGUUACUAGAACCAAGUGUAGAUUCAAUUUUAUUCCUCAUAAUUGUUAGGCCCAAUAUAAUUAUAUUUUCUUCUAAAGAGAUCAAAAGAAAAUUCAAAUGUUGAUCUUUUUAAGCACAUUUAACAAUGGAUCUAGGCUUUUCAAUUGUAUUUGAAUAACUAUGUGGAGAUUGUGUGUCAUGUGUUAUCUCUUUGCCUUUACUUGUCUCUCCUUACCCACAAAAAGCUUUGUAGUCCAUUCAAAAGCUUUUUUGACAAAGCAUGACUAAGGAAACUGUGAAAAGUGGAAGGGGAACAAUAAAUGGAGAUAUAAGAGGUGGCAUGAGUUUCUCAUGAGUAAAGUAGAGAGGCAGUAGACAGUGUGUAACUUUAGAGCUAUAUGUAUACUAUAUGUGAUGUGUUUAAUUAAGCUACCUGAUUUUAGUUUAGUCGUCAGUAUCCAAUCCAAACUCCUGAUACAUGGCUCUUGUUGUUGUUCCAUCUAUUUCAGCUUGAAUAAAUGAGAACACAGAA
Stylophora pistillata is the source of this 2407-nucleotide messenger RNA. RefSeq lists its product as uncharacterized. The record is from RefSeq and is a predicted model, not a curated record. NCBI's taxonomy places the organism in Eukaryota, Metazoa, Cnidaria, Anthozoa, Scleractinia, Pocilloporidae.